Protomyces lactucae-debilis is the source of this 1452-nucleotide messenger RNA. Its product is annotated as cation efflux family-domain-containing protein. The transcript is spliced from 2 exons. The coding region runs from base 127 to 1452 and encodes 441 amino acids. The record is from RefSeq and is a predicted model, not a curated record. Lineage: Eukaryota; Fungi; Ascomycota; Taphrinomycetes; Taphrinales; Protomycetaceae.
CUUGGGAAAAGGCACAGUUAGUAUUUUGCCCCAUCCUGCAGUCCUGAAUGGCAUAAUCCAGCUCGUCUGAGCCAACCUAUCUGCUUCUACCUUGCUCCUGCGUCUCCUGCACCCAGGUCUUUUCAGAUGGGCUUCAUGUUUUUGUCGCGUGUUCAAAAAUGUCAUCGCAGAGCAGACACGACUCAAUCUCCACGCGCUGCGAUGGAGUCCAGCUCACCUGGCCUGGGUAUUCGGAUGUCCAAUGCGUCACCUAUGGAAACACCUGGUGAUGCUGCCAACAGACGCGCGGGGAAACCCAGUCAUCUAGCCUUCAAUUUCGAAAGCAUCAGCGCCAGUCCGCCAACACAACGCGGUGCAGGAAGCCUAUCGCCUGUCGUCAAGUCGCGACGUGGUCAUCAUCACAAACACUCACUAUCACAUCAAAUUUUCCUCCCACCACCUCAAAGGGCGCCUCUCUCCCUGCCAGCGUCCUUUCACGUACCGACCUGGCGUGAAGUAGCCUCCAGCUGUACUUCAGAUCAGCAGCUGGCAUUCCUUUGGAGUCUUAUUCAUCUGAGCAUCUCCGCAGCGGUCGUCAAAUUCAAUGCUGCAUCUUUAGCGGUCGCUGCUAUUGCCAAGCUAGUCGCCUUUGAUGCGCUUGGCGUCUUUUGCUCUGCCUUGUUUGAAGUGCUGGAUAACUUCCCAGUCUGGCAAAAGUCUUCCAUCCAACAUCCAUUCGGCUUGAAGCGCGCCCAAGUGGUGGUCAACUUUGGUCAGGCAGUCUACCUGACCUAUGCUGGCUUCGAACUCAUUCGAGAGAUCAUGGAACAUGCAGUACUUGGUGGUGGCCAUGGUCAUGGUUCAAGCGACAGCGUUCACAUGGAUCCGCAUUCCUUAUCAUCAUCGGGUAAUAUGCCACUCAGUAUGGCAGUCGUAUGCGUUGCAACACUCUUUUCUCGCAUCGUCUAUGGCAACCAUGGCCACCUCGUACAAAUUAUCGACCUCGAUGGCGCCCCUCAAUUAUUGCAAAAUCCAUUCGCAAUACUGACGCUGCUCCCUGCAGCGAUGUUAUUGGGCCUCUCAGCACUCGGCAUGCAUCUACACGCCAUGCUUGAUCGUGCACUGACCGCAUUCAUCGCAGCCAUCAUCACCUAUAUCGGCAGUCUUCUCAUCUUUCGACUCGGUUCAAUCUUGCUCAUGACAUACCCAUCCACGCAGCUCGAUGCCUUCUAUCAUGCCAUUCAGCAAGAUGACGAAGGCAUUGUUGAGUUACUUGAUGGCAAAACCUGGCAAGUCUGGUCGAACCUCGUUGUUGUUGGCAUUCGCGUUGUUGUUCGCGGUGGCGAAACAGGCGAAAUUCGAGCGCGUGAGCGGAUUGCUAGGUUGGCACGUAAUGUACUGGGCGGUGGGUAUGGGAGUGGCAAGCAGAUUCGCUUCUCUGUGCAUGUCGAGUGCGAACGCAGUAGCAUUUGA